Molecule: messenger RNA, 1472 nt
Organism: Chanos chanos (milkfish)
Lineage: Eukaryota; Metazoa; Chordata; Actinopteri; Gonorynchiformes; Chanidae
Gene: chid1
Product: chitinase domain containing 1
Exons: 13
Coding region: 115-1290 (391 amino acids)
Biological process (GO): carbohydrate metabolic process
Cellular component (GO): endomembrane system
Molecular function (GO): oligosaccharide binding; chitin binding
Source: RefSeq, a predicted model, not a curated record
CCACGAACAGGCUGGCUUGAACUGUCAGCGUGGAGAUGGUGCAAUGCGUUUCUACGAGGAACCGUGUUAUAACAGAUAGUGAACAUUUACCGUGUGAAAAUACUGGAAAUUAAGAUGAGAACGUUGUCGGCUCUUCUGUUCCUGUCCGUUUCUGUGUCUGCUGUCCGUGGCACACUAUCGAAGACAGAUGCUAAAAAGUCUGCCAAGGCUCAGGAAACUGAGACGUCAGUCCCAGACAAGCCUGUGCAGGAGAGAGGUCUGGUAGUAACGGAUCCUCAGUGGAGAGAUGUCGUGAGAGAAGAGAAGAGAUACUGUCCUCAUGUCAUAUCAACCCGUAAUUUCCAUGGUGCCGUUCAAGGAUACAUCACACCUUGGAACUCUCAUGGGUACGACAUUGCUAAGGUGUUUGGACCCAAGCUGACCUCAGUAUCUCCAGUGUGGCUGCAGAUAAGACGCAGGGGGCCAGAGAGCUUCCACAUCACAGGCUUACAUGACCACGACCCAGGUUGGGUUAAAGCUGUGAGGAAAGCCAACCGAAAAAAUAAAAUAUUGCCCCGUCUGUUGUUUGAUGGCUGGUCGUACCAGGACUACAUGAGUGUGUUAGACAGCGAAGAUGAGAUAGAGGAACUGGGUAGAGAAGCAGUGGAAGUAGCAAAGAGUGAGGGGUUUGAUGGCUACACGAUAGAGGUGUGGAGCCAACUGGGAGGAAGCAAGAGAAAGGAACUGGUCCAUCUUGUAACACAUUUGUGUGAGUUUCUGAAGGCCGAGAAAAUGACCUGUGUUCUGGUCAUCCCUCCUCCUAUUGCUCCAGGGUCGGGUCAGCCUGGUAUGUUUGGAAGAGAGGAGUUUGAGAAGUUGGCUCCUGUAGUGGAUGCAUUCAGCCUGAUGACCUAUGACUACUCCAGCCCUGGCAGGCCUGGUCCCAGCUCACCCCUGCCCUGGAUGAGAGAGUGUGUGCUGAGCCUGGCACCACAGACCCAGUGGAGACAUAAGAUCCUGUUGGGCCUCAACCUCUACGGACUGGACUUUUCCACUCACGGAGGAGCAGAACCACUGCUGGGGGGCAGGUACACUGAGUUACUGCGGGAGCUGAGGCCCAAACUGCUUUGGGAUGAGUAUGCAGGGGAACACUACUUUACCUACAAAAGGAAUAAUGGAGUGAAGCAUGUGGUGUAUUACCCUUCUCUAAAGUCUCUCCAGCUGCGCAUUUCUCUGGCGGCAGAGCUGGGCACUGGGAUUUCCAUGUGGGAACUGGGACAAGGGCUGGACUAUUUCUAUGACCUUUUCUGAGUCCCUGGAUUGGCACUACACACAAACACACACACACACACACACACACAUACACACUGUUACAGAUCUUCCAGUCUCUCACAGUUGGAUCCAUUCAUGUAUGUUCCUCAUACAGUGACGGUACUGAGCAUGAUAAUAAAAUAAAAUUAUUUUCGGUACAGUUUCUGGUCUGGCCAGAAUUA